This is a messenger RNA of Nicotiana tabacum (common tobacco), 1780 nucleotides long. RefSeq lists its product as uncharacterized. Gene Ontology annotation, molecular function: RNA binding. The record is from RefSeq and is a predicted model, not a curated record. Lineage: Eukaryota; Viridiplantae; Streptophyta; Magnoliopsida; Solanales; Solanaceae. Gene Ontology annotation, biological process: regulation of DNA-templated transcription; DNA alkylation repair. Gene Ontology annotation, cellular component: nucleus.
AAAAAGAAAGAUAAAUACUUCCACCGCCGGUGAGUUGUUUAUAGCGCCACCGCCGUCGAACGAUAUAGACGAAUGUUAGCUUGCAGCUGCAGGUCCUUUUUAAGGUGGCCACUUACCAAUUACCAACAUUUACAGAGAUGUUUUUCUUCUUGCGGUUUCGAAUAUAACUUGGGGACGCAUAUUGAAGGAGUUUUUCAUGUUGCUAUGGACCGGAAAAAGCAGAAAAUGAUUGCCAAAACAUGGAGACCUGUUUCUACUCAAUCAAGGUCUAGUGAAGGUGAUGAGAAGCAUAACCUUGGAGGUCAAGUGCAAGAAGUUAAAUGCACCGUCUCUUCCUAUGAGUCAACAGUUUUGGCAGAGGACAGUGGAGCUGAAGUAGUAAAUGAUGAUGAACCACUUUCAGCAGCACAGAAGCAUUCAGUUAAAUUCGAGGCAGGAGCUUCCUUGAUGCGUUUCAUCAGAGGGAAAGGGGGUGCAACACAGAGGACAAUUGAAAAGGAAACGGGAGUUAAAAUCAUACUUCCAUUAUCGCGGAAAGAGGAUUGUCUAAUCAUAGAAGGAAAUUCUGCUGAAAGUGUGGGAAGAGCAUCAGAUAGAGUCCAAGCCAUAAUUGAUGAGGCAGUUAAAAGCCGGAAUCUUGAUUACUCUCACUUUGUAUCACUUCCAUUGGCCAUAUACCCUGAACUGGUCAACAAGCUCAUCAACUUUCAGAACUCGAUUCUUGGAACUACCGAAGUUAACCAAGAUGAAAAUUUGGAAUGUGAUUCAAGUGGUAACACUUCUGAUUCGGAAGGUGAGGAGCACUACUCGAGUAAACCACGGGUUGCAGUGGAAGUCAAGACUAAAGAUUCUAAUGAUCAUGUUAAAGUGGAUAUCACCAACAUGCCACUCGUGAGUUACUCGCCUAAAGUGUCCAAGUCCUCUCCCUCAGAAUCAAAGGCUUCUAAAGUGUUAGAUUUGGGAAUUGAGAAGUCCAUCUUUAUUAAACCAAAAACAUUCCACUUGACUGUGCUCAUGCUGAAGCUUUGGAAUAAGGACCGAAUUAACGCUGCUUCUGAGGUUUUGCGGAAUGUCUCACCAAAAGUAAUUGAUGCUUUGGAGAGUCAACCUGUGUCUAUAAGACUGAGGGGUUUGGAGUGCAUGAGAGGUUCUCCUGCAAAAGCUCGUGUUGUAUAUGCUCCUGUGGAAGUAAUCGGUGGUGAAGACCGACUUUUACGUGCCUGUCAGGUGAUCACUAACGCGUUCACUGAAGCUGGUCUUGUUCUUGAAAAAGAUGCAAACCAGAAGUUAAAGUUGCAUGCCACUAUCAUGAAUGCGCGACACAGAAAAAGCAAAACAAGAUCAAGAAAAGCUGAUUCCUUUGAUGCACGAACAAUUUUUGGUCAAUAUGGCUCAGAACAAUGGGGAGAGUAUCUUAUCCGUGAAGCUCAUCUUUCACAAAGGUUUGUGUUCGAUGACAAUGGCUAUUACCAUUGCUGUGCUUCCAUCCCAUUUCCUGAAGAGAUGCAACUCGAUUGAGUUUUAGAAGCCAGGUUUAAUAGUUUGUCUUUUGCUGUUAUUGGUAGUAUUCUGUCAUAGUUAGUUGUGUUGAAUCUUCCAUCAUACUCUAGGCCGUUUGGUUGAAGCUGAGAGUUACUAUUAUUCUGUGUGCUACCAAUGUAGACGACCUCUUUUUAUUAACUCAAUAUCCUCUGUAGAAUUCAAGAAAUUCUUGUCCUGCAUUAAGCAGUAUGAUGGAAUUUGUUUGGUAGUUUGGACAAUGAUAUUAGUCUCCUGACUA